UGUCCUCAUUGUUCGGAAGUUGUAGAAACAAAAUCACUCUGGAAAGUUAUUAAUGAGUAUGAGACUGUAUCUACUCUUAGCUAUAUUUGUUUAUGGAAGUUUUCUUUUUGAUUUGUCGUAUAGUUGGCUAUACCAGCGACCAACAACUUGGAACGAAUGCAAGGUAUCGCAAUGGAGCGAUUGGAGCAAAUGCAGCGGCGGAUGUUCAGGGGGUAAGUCAACGAGAAAUCGCAAAGUUGUGUCGUCUGGAAACAAGUAUGUUGACAUGAGAUGCUCACAACCACAACUCGGGGAAACAAAAAACUGUCCUGCAUUUCCAUGUCCCAUAGAUUGUGUUUGGAUGCCAUGGUCGUCCUGGACAGACUGUGAUCCUUGUCGUGGAGGAAGAAAAUCUCGCACGAGAAAGGUUGCCCAGCCUGCCAUGUUUGGCGGUCUUGCUUGUAAAGGGAGUGAAUUCUCAAUAUCUUCCUGUUUAACUUUUCGAGCUUGCCAUGCAAUGCUACAUGGCUGUUCAAGCGUGGGCAUGUUCGAAUGUGGGAGUAAAGACGAAUGUAUCAAAGAGCAUUUUGUUUGUAACGGAGAUGUCGAUUGUAGAGAUCGAUCUGAUGAAUACAAGUGUGAAGAGACUAAAGAUGUUUGCCUUGGAAUAAGUUAUGAUACUUUGCCAAAUGGAUACAUAAUGGGAGCGGGAUAUGACAUAAUGCGAGACUCCGUCAGCGGACAAGUUUUAGACAAUAAAAGAUAUGAAGGAGCCUGUGAAACUAUAUAUAUUCCAGAAGUAUUUAAAGAAUUUAGAAAACCUUACAAUUUACAAAUGUAUAGAAGCUAUGUUGAAACACACACCACCUUAAAUUCGUACGUUUACGAAGAUACUAUUUCACUAAGUAAGUCUAUGGAGUCAGAAUUUGAAUAUAGUGUAGAUGCACAACCAUCCAUUUUUUCAUCUUUAAGUUUGGGUUCAAAUGCGGCAAGAUCCAGUGAUAGAUUGUGGAAGAAAAUUGUUGAUUCAAAUGCACGAGAUGAUUAUAGUUACGUAAAAAUACAAAGCAAAAUUCAACUUGGGCAUUUUAAGACAAGACGGGGUGACAUCAAAGUAUCCCAUUAUUUUUUGCAACGUGUCAAAAAGUUACCAAGGAACUACGAUCCUGCUGUAUAUUCGCACUUUUUAAGUGAUUUUGGGACACACUAUUUUACCGAGGGAAAAUUAGGUGGUGUCUACAGUGUGUUUUAUCAAUUCAAAUCACAUGAUUUGGAAAGUACUGAUACUCGCAAUAACAAGAUUGGAAAUUGUUUGGCAAUGGAAGCAUUUAAUAAAAUGGUAUCAGAUGUAAACACAACGUUUGUACCUACUGCAUGUGCACAGGAAGAUGAUACUGCAUUAGAUGUCGACACAUUUAUUCACAAAGCCACAGACUCUAUUGCUUCUGUUCAUGGUGGUUACUCUUUUGCAGCCGCAGAACUAGCUUACGUUGGAAAGAACGCACUCAAACAAAUUUACAAACGAUGGGCGGACACAGUUCCACACAAUCCGAAAAUAUUCGACUUCAAAAUUGCUCCAAUAUCUGAAUUAAUUGAAGACUUUGAAAUAAGACAAAAUAUUGAUAAAGCGUUACAAGACGUCUACACCAAGUUUGACCCCCGUCGUUGUACUCACGGUAACUGUGAGAACGGGGGUCAAUUUGUAGUAACUAAUAAGGGAAGAGAAUGUAAAUGCAUAUGUAGAUCUCCAUAUUACGGCGAAAGUUGCGAAAGAAAAUCAAUUCGAUUUGUACAUAAAAACGACUAGGCGUUUUUUGCAAUCGUACUGUUUUCGAUUCUACCUAGACUGCCAUCUCCAAGCCCGCAUGAUGAUUUCAUUACUUUACUAGCAAUUGGUUUUGUAAUAUCGAGUAGGAAAUGGUCUGAUGUGCAAUAUUCUAUUUUGAUUCACAAUCUAGGUGAAUAACAUACGUGUUUAUAGUUGUAUAGAUAAUCUAAUCAUAUUAUACCUUCAAACUUUUUGACAUCGUGUUCUCAUUUCUAUUUGACUUACUUGAUUGACAAUUGACCGUUAUUUCAGCAG
Messenger RNA from Styela clava, 2062 nucleotides. Its product is annotated as complement component C6-like. Gene Ontology annotation, molecular function: protein binding. Gene Ontology annotation, cellular component: membrane attack complex. NCBI's taxonomy places the organism in Eukaryota, Metazoa, Chordata, Ascidiacea, Stolidobranchia, Styelidae. Gene Ontology annotation, biological process: immune response. The record is from RefSeq and is a predicted model, not a curated record.